Molecule: messenger RNA, 510 nt
Organism: Trematosphaeria pertusa
Lineage: Eukaryota; Fungi; Ascomycota; Dothideomycetes; Pleosporales; Trematosphaeriaceae
Exons: 2
Coding region: 1-510 (169 amino acids)
Molecular function (GO): electron transfer activity
Source: RefSeq, a predicted model, not a curated record
AUGCACAGCCUCAGCCCCCUUCUCUUCGCCGCCCUCACAGCAGCCAAAGUCUACACCAUCGACGUCGGCGAAUCCGGCCUGCACCUCUCUCCGCAAACCAUCUCCCCGGCCAUCGGCGACACCGUAAUCUUCCACCUCUACCCGCGCCACAACGUUGUCCAGACCUCCUUCUCCAGCCCCUGUGUCCCCUCCACCGGCAAUGGCUUCUUCUCCGGCCCAUUCGACAACACGGACAACGGGGAGAAGAAGUUCGUCGUGAAUGUGACAACUACGAGUCCGGUGUGGUACUACUGCGCGGUGCCGACGCAUUGCCAGAAGGGGAUGGUUGGGGGGUGGAAUGUGCCGGAAGAAGGCAACACGAUCGAAGCCUUCGCUUCCGCCGCGGAGGGCGUGGACACCUCCGAAGCGCCAUCUUCUAUGCGCGGCGGUCAGCUGCUUGAUGAUGAGCAGAUUAUGUCGCUUACGGCUACUGGGUCUUCCUCGCCGUCUACUACUGCGUCCGGAAGGUAA